AUGACUACAACCACUACUGUUGUGACCGAACCCGCUUCUCCACCUGCAGCCAAAGCUGCCGUCGGAUUCGACACGACUGACCAGAAGUUGCGAGUGAUCACCCCAGAGGACAUGGAAGACGGAAAGCAGACGGGCGACGUUGUCACCGUGGACGGACGCAUGUUGACGAUUCUCACCCUUUGCGAUUCGAUCGAAUCGGCGCGCGCCUCGUGCGAAGAGCACGCCAGCGAGGUAAGUGAGACACUCGAGGAAGGGGGAGAGGGAGAAGAGAACGUAGUUGACGGAGAGACAUAGCGACUGCUUUGCAGAUGAACGGAAUGGGGCUCCCGUCGAUCAAGUACGAGCAGGAGGAGGACGACGAGGCCGCGCAGGAGACGUCCACUUCCGGCGGUGGCGACAAGGACGCUGACAUCGACAUGGCCGAGCUGGACGACGGAACGUUGGACGACGAGGUGAACCUGACGACUGGCGACGAGAUCGACCUUCGGGCGCUCGAGAGAAACUUCGGAGUAGUCUCUGAUUAUGACGCGGUUGCCGAUCUACGUGAGUCACACAAACAAAGCUAGGCAAACAUGGGAACGUGAACGAUUUGCAGAGCAGCAAAUUGACGAGAUGAAGAGCACGAUGCGAGAUGCGAUCGCCAUCACGAUGAACGAUCUUCAGCACGACGUGGAUCGCAUCCAGGCGAAGCAAGAGUCUCUCAUCAAAAUGUACACCAAGUUCCUCGGAACUGAGCGAGAUGGAAGAGUUCAUCAGCCGUUCAGCGGUAAGCGUGAUUGCGAACUGUAGAAAAUAAUUGAAGAUGUUUCAGAGCGUUUUCCAUCUAAGGCAUUCGAUGGAAGCGAUGUGUACAGAAAGCUCGGGCAGACUCCCGAAGACAUAAUUCAAAGUCAAUUCGAUCAGAUGGAAAAGAUUUUUGCGCUCAGACAACAUGAUAGCACGCGGUUCGCCCGCAAUGACUUCGCGUCAUCCACUUACCUGAUGGGCUCAAAGGCCAAAAAGACGUCGAUUGUCAGACGCACUGAAGCUUCAGCAGAUGGUGGCGAACAAGAGUACACGUUCGGAACGAAUGGCACCCAAGGAAAGAGAAUCGUGAAUGGAAUCGUGAAGCCAGUUGACAAGCUCUACUAUCCAUUCAUCACUCGUGACGAGGAGGAAGAGUGCCUUGAGGCGGCCAACGGACAAGCUCCCAUAUACGCUCAGCUUCUCGCCAAGAUCCUGUUCGCGGACACCAUCAUGAUGUACUUCAAGGAUCAGGACACUGCGAAGCGCAACUGGCUCCAUGACGCCGUCGACUACCGUUUCCCGACUCUCGACAAGCCGACCCACGUGUCCAAAUGGAAGAAUUGCUCGUUCUUCAUCAACAAGAACAUGAGAGAGGCGGUGAUCGCCAGUGGAAAUCCGAUGCCAAGAGCUCCGUGUGGACCGAGAGGACCGAUCGGACCGAAAGAUAAGUCGAAGCUGGAGAACAAAGACGCCGAGGACUCGUCGUCGAAUGACGGAGAAGACGGAGAGGAGUCCGUCGUCGCUGCACCAACUCCGGCCAGAUCGAAAGCGAUGCGUGUGAAUCGUGAAGCAUCGUUGGACGGCAUCGAGUGGGAGUACUUGGAGGCGGAGUUCGAAAAGGAGUGCUUCGACGAGUGCAGAGGAGAUCAGUUCAAGUACGCCGAACUGAUGGCUCUCCGCCUCUUCAGCACCACCCUUGGAAUCAAGUUCAAAGAGCAGGAUCAGACGAAGAAGGAGUGGCUGCGCACGUGCGUCGAGGCCCGCUUCCCACUUGAAGACCGCGACAAGAACGACCAGCGCUGGAAGAUCUGCGGCCAGACGUGCAACCGCAAUCGCACAAAGAAAGUAGGUGCCGACGGACGCGAGGAGGCCUACCCGUACUUCGACCAGUCUGUCGAAGAAGAGUGCUUCGAAAAGUGCGACGGACAGGUGGCCGUCUACGCGGAGCUGAUGAAUGGCAAGCUGUUCCCGGACACUCAGCACCUCUUCUUCAAGGACCAAGACCUCGGACGUCGCAAUUGGCUGCACACCAUUCUCGACAAGAGAUUCCCGUCUGGUGACAAGGUGCUUCAGACGUCCAAGUGGAAGGCGUGCACCAACGCGAUCAACAAGAAACUCUUCGACGGCACCGUCACUCCGAUCACCAAAGAGGCUCUUCUGAAGGAUGAACUCGACUCUGCGAGGAGAGACGGCACUCCACGUGUAUCUCUGGCGCGUUUUGAACGUCGUCAGCCCUCGGAAACCCCAUCGAGCAGCGGAGCUUUGAAGAGAAAGGCCGACGAGACGGAGAGUGCCCCUUCGACUCCGGCAGCCAAAAGAGAAAGCAUUCGCAACAAGCAGAAGAUCAAAGAAAAGGAGAUGUACUCGGCGUAUCCGUACGUGUCCGAAGAGGAGGAGGUGGCCAUUUUCGAGGCGUCGAACGGCAACCCGCAAGUGUACGGUCGCGAGCUCGGAAGAGUUCUGUUCGCCGAUACCAUCAAGCACUAUUUCAAGGUUUGUGUAUUUGUUUUCAGCUGUCUAGUUCAUUGUAAUCGUUACAGGACCAAGAUGCUGACAAGCGCCAGUGGAUUCACGAGAUCCUCGACUUCCGUUUCCCUUCGAAGAAUCAGCUGGAGAGCAAGCAGAAGUGGAAGAAUGUGACGGCGGCGAUCAACCGCAACAUGACGACUGCCGUGGUCUCCCGUCGCUCGCUCCCACGUUAA
Caenorhabditis sp. 36 PRJEB53466 is the source of this 2708-nucleotide messenger RNA. Lineage: Eukaryota; Metazoa; Nematoda; Chromadorea; Rhabditida; Rhabditidae. The record is from the annotation of a GenBank genome assembly.